GUAAGAGAACGGAAACUGCGUUGCGCUAGACCGGGACUACACUACCAUCCAAGAUCCUCUCUAUGCCUGAUGUGUAUGCCUGGUUGCAAAAUCGUCAGUUCUGUUAGGUGGCGUUAUGGUCACGACGAGUGCGUGUUGUAGCACCUAAUCAGAAGUAGACUCAAGAGAAAGGAAGGAAAUGAAAAAGUAAGCUCACUGCGCCAGUAACCGAAUUGGAUUUUCUACCUCCACUGUUCGGGCAGGGUUUGCGGUGGUUCAAUUCGGUAGGAACUAAGGCGUAAUUUUGGCGAUAUGAAGUUAGUUGGAAUAGAUCACGCUCAACUUAAGCAAUCAACUCUGGAAAGUUGUGCUUCUAAAAGCCGCUAGCACGCUAACUAGCAGCUCCCCAAUAAGUUGUAUUGUAUAAGCUCAGUUAGCUGCCCGUUAUAAACCAACCAGCUACCUCGAGGAAGUCUCAGCAAAACAGUGCAGAUUUGGUUAGAACCGAAUCUGUAAAAGGUUUAAAUCAGGCUACGCAAUCAAAGGUAUGGCAUCAGAUGUGAUUGAGAGUGAAGCCCUGCAGUGUGACAUGAGUGACGUUAUAAACAACAGCCUCCAAGACCUCCAUACACCCAGGACCUGCGAGGACCUGGGUCACAAAGAAGCCUCCAGCCCUUCGUCCUCCGGUGUGUCAGGUGAGGUGGAUGAAGAGGACCUGGAUGAACUGAAACAGAGCCUAGUGUCCACCUGGGAAAACAGCGAGGAAGCAGUGGAAGAGCUUCCAGACCGAUCAGAGAGAAGCACCAGCCAAGACAAUGGAGCCACCGCCCCGGGAGAGAGGUGCUCCACACCCGUGGGUCUCCAUCAGCCACAGCCAGCCUCAGCACAGGAUGGAAGUCUGGAGCGGCAGGAGUCUGUCGCCACCACUGAGGCUCGCUUGCGGAUGGAAGGAGUGGAGCUUAAGGAAGAAUGGCAAGAUGAGGACUUCCCCAGGCCCCUGCCAGAGGAAGAGGACCUGGACGAGGAGCUGUUUGGCCGAGCAGCUGGGGACAAGGAUCCGGGCUACCCGGUGAACCAGGGCAAGAAGCCCAAGAAGAGGCUGGCCGCCCCGGACAUCAGCCUCACUCUGGACCGCAGCGAGGGCUCCCUGCUGUCGGACGAGCUGGAGGACAGCGCGGAGCUGGACCUUGACGACAUGGACACGCCCUCCGAGAACAGCAACGAGUUUGAGUGGGAGGACGACCUGCCCAAGCCCAAAGCCACAGAGCUGCUCCAGGAGGGCAUGGAGACGGUGCAGGAGUACUCGGCCUCCGAGGAGCGGGAGGAGGGCCGGCGCUGGAGGGUGUUCCGCAUCGGGGACCAGGAGCACCGCGUGGACAUGAAGGCCAUCGAGCCCUACAAGAAGGUCAUCAGUCACGGAGGUUACUACGGCGACGGCUUGAAUGCCAUCAUUGUGUUCGCAGUGUGCUUCAUGCCUGAGAGCAAUCAGCCAAAUUACCGAUACAUCAUGGACAAUCUAUUUAAGUACGUCAUAGGAACUCUGGAGCUCCUGGUGGCCGAGAACUACAUGAUUGUGUAUUUGAAUGGGGCGACGUCGAGGAAAAGGAUGCCUACGAUGGGCUGGCUGAGAAAGUGCUACCAGCAGAUCGACCGGAGGUUAAGGAAGAACUUGAAGUCUUUGAUUAUAGUCCAUCCUUCCUGGUUUAUUCGGACUCUGUUAGCUCUCACAAAACCCUUCAUCAGCUCCAAGUUCAGCCAGAAGAUACAGUUUGUGUACAACCUGACAGACCUGGCUGAGUUGGUCCCUCUGGAGUAUGUGUCCAUACCAGAUUGUAUCAAAGAGUUUGACGACGAAAAAAAUAGGAAAUCCCGUAAAAGGGUUAAUUUUGGAAUGGCGCAUUCCGUGAAACUCUCCUGGCUGUCUGGUCAGCCACACAGGGUUAGACUGUGAGCAGUUAACACCAAACGGACCAGGAAGCACACGGCAAAGUGGAGAUGGCGGCGGCAGCUGUUCCUGAGUGAGUGGGCGAACUGACUGCACUGAGACCGGGGAGACAAAAUGGAGGGCUGCGUGGAGACCACAGGCACUUGUAUACAGAUGGAUAAGGACUGGACACCUAUGGCCUUUUGAGGACGAGUGCCUCUCUGAAGCUCUGCUGCCUCGCCAGACGCUUGGAGCUGGCUUUGGUUAAGUGUGCAGAGUGCUUGAUUCCUAGAGCUCUUGUGAGCUACCUGAAAGAAAAAAGCAUUUUUAUAACCAUUUUAUGUACUUUAUCAUGCCAAAUGUUUCUUAGUUACUGUUUCAUCUACAAUUUAUUUGAGGCACUAUGUUACAAAAUGUUGAUGCAUGUUCUGCUUCAUUACAUUGAAGUAUAUAUAUAUAUAUAUUUAUAUUCAAAUGGUGACAAGGAGAGAGAUUAAUAUAUUUUUAUGUUUACCCUGAUUUAAACUGCCUUUUAGGUCUCUAUCCACUGAGAAGUUUUCUAGAGUAGAUUUGGUUCACACUUACACUGUUAACGUUCACUGCUUGGUUCUUGUUCGAGUUGUUUGAAAAUUAAAUGUCUCACUGUUGCCUCUCA
This is a messenger RNA of Gadus macrocephalus (Pacific cod), 2558 nucleotides long. RefSeq names its product BCL2 interacting protein 2 (gene bnip2). The record is from RefSeq and is a predicted model, not a curated record. The coding region runs from base 527 to 1930 and encodes 467 amino acids. The transcript has 12 exons. Lineage: Eukaryota; Metazoa; Chordata; Actinopteri; Gadiformes; Gadidae. Gene Ontology annotation, biological process: apoptotic process. Gene Ontology annotation, cellular component: cytoplasm.